Messenger RNA from Poecile atricapillus (Black-capped chickadee), 1193 nucleotides. RefSeq names its product NUS1 dehydrodolichyl diphosphate synthase subunit (gene NUS1). The record is from RefSeq and is a predicted model, not a curated record. Gene Ontology annotation, cellular component: dehydrodolichyl diphosphate synthase complex; endoplasmic reticulum membrane. The coding region runs from base 202 to 1050 and encodes 282 amino acids. Gene Ontology annotation, molecular function: ditrans,polycis-polyprenyl diphosphate synthase [(2E,6E)-farnesyl diphosphate specific] activity. NCBI's taxonomy places the organism in Eukaryota, Metazoa, Chordata, Aves, Passeriformes, Paridae. The transcript is spliced from 5 exons.
CGUUGUCCCGCCCGCCGGCCAACGGGUGGCUCGCGUGUGGCGGGUUGAGAGGUGAAAGAUCAGGCGGGGCGGCGGGAAGAUGGCGGCGCUGGCGGUUGCCGGGCGGGGGACGCGGGCUCCGUGAAGGGAUGGCGAGGCGGGCGGCGCGCAGCGGCUGAGGCUCCCCCGCCGCUCCCCCGCGCGCUCCUGUCGGUCGGUCCCAUGAGCGGGGCGGGCGGUCUGGCGUGGCGCGCGCUGCACGCGCUGGUGCGCGCCUUGCUCUGCUUGCAGCGCGCGCUACUCGCGUGCCUGCGUGGCCGCGCGGCCGCCGCCGCCGCCACCUCUUGCGCGCUCCUGGCACCCGCCGCCCGCGCGCUCGGGUUCCGCGAGGCGCGCGCGGCCUGGCGGCGGCGGGGAUCUGCGCGCGGCGCGGCGGCGCGCGGACGGCAGCGGUGGCGCGCGGACGGGCGCGCCCUGCGGAAGCUGCCGGUGCACGUGGGGCUGGUGGUGACCGAGGAUGAGCCGAGCUACGCGGACAUGGCCAGUCUGGUCGUGUGGUGUAUGGCCGUGGGCAUCUCCUACGUCAGCGUCUACGACCAUAACGGUAUUUUCAAGAGAAAUAAUUCAAGAUUAAUGGAUGAAAUUUUAAAACAGCAGCAAGAACUCUUGGGACUAGAUUGCUCCAAGUACACCGUGGAAUUUGCAAAUCACGACAAAACUGGUCAAGUUUUAAAUUGCCAAUCUACAUUGAAGGUGCUGUCUCCAGAAGAUGGAAAAGCAGACAUAGUCAAAGCUGCUCAGAACUUCUGUCAGUUGGUAGCACAGCAGCAAAGAACACAUUCAGACCUGGAUGUGAAUAUGUUAGACAACUUAUUAAGUAGUACAAAUGGAUUUCCUGAUCCUGAUUUAGUCUUGAAGUUUGGUCCUGUGGACAGCACAUUAGGAUUCCUUCCAUGGCACAUCAGACUGACAGAAAUCAUUUCUUUGCCUUCCCACCUAAACAUCAGCUAUGAAGACUUUUUCUCUGCCCUCCAUCACUAUGCAGCCUGUGAGCAACGCUGGGGAAAGUGACUUCGGGCUGAGUGCAUGGAGUUAGGCUUUCUGUGGGAAGGAAUUGAUGUCUGUUUACAAGCAUCUGCGACCCAUAAGUCUGGUUCAUAGUCCUUUCUUAAUUUAUCAAAAAAAUUCAAUAAAGUGUCUUACCUUUCUAGAGA